Messenger RNA from Cryptomeria japonica (Japanese cedar), 3003 nucleotides. RefSeq names its product pentatricopeptide repeat-containing protein At1g11290, chloroplastic-like. The record is from RefSeq and is a predicted model, not a curated record. Lineage: Eukaryota; Viridiplantae; Streptophyta; Pinopsida; Cupressales; Cupressaceae. Gene Ontology annotation, biological process: RNA modification. Gene Ontology annotation, molecular function: RNA binding; protein binding. Gene Ontology annotation, cellular component: intracellular membrane-bounded organelle. Bases 625 to 2436 code for a protein of 603 amino acids. The transcript has 2 exons.
UGCAACCAACUGUUUUUAUUCUCUAACCCUCUAUUAUUCUGAUGAUUUAUACAAAAUCUUAUCGUUUCUUUUUAUCAAUCCACAAUUGUCACACAGGAGUACUUUUUAAGUUAGCGAAGGUCUGAACUUUUUCUCUGGCAUGGAGAGAUUCUUCAUGUUUAGCUCAGCCCGUGUACACAGAGAAGUAGCUUCUUUGUCCAGCCAUGGGGAAUCUUAUUCUGGGUUGAGUAAUAAAAAAUGCUUUGAUUCCUUCUGGUGUUGUCGGAAACAUUUUUUAGAUGAGGAUAAUGAGUGAAGCUGUGAGUAUCAUGUAUGAAUUACACCAACAAUUUUUAAAAAGGCCGUGAAGUUUUGAGAAUGCUAAAAAUCUUACCGUCCUCCUGUAUGUUUGUUUGGUUCUGAAACCUGGCCCUCCUCGACAGUUAUCUUCGAGGGUUUUCGUUCCCACUUGAAACUUGCUCUCGAAAGGCUUUAAAUACCUGUAAGUUAAAAUGCUCCCAGGCUUAUCACUGGCAAUGUCCUUGUGGCAGACGUCAACUGAAUAAUCCUUCACGUUUUCCACUUUCGCACUCCAAUUACAAUUAUAAAAUGCCAAAGCCAUCCACUACUUAAUCUCACAGCAUUAUGUUGAAGCAGAGGCUGCACAUUCUGGUCACUACACACAACUUCCCUGAAGACUACUCUACACAUCCUCAAUCAUUGCAGACCUGUAUUCUCAAGAACACGCUUUCACGACGGAAAAAAGUGCACUCUUUCAUUGCUCAUAGGCGAUUUGCAUUUACUACACGCAUACCUUUCCAUAAUAAGCUUAUUUACAUGUAUGUUAAGUUCGGAAGUUUGGUUGAUGCCCGUAAAGUUUUUGACCACAUGAAAGAACGAGACAGCAUCUCAUGGAAUACGAUUAUUGCAGCAUACAGAAGACAUGGGUAUCCUCACGAGGCAGUCACACUAUUUCACAAUAUGCAACAAACAGAGCUCCAACCCGAUCAGUUCACAUUUGCCAGCGUACUUCCAGCCUGUGCCGAAAUUGGAGGUUUGGAACAGGGCAUGGACAUCCAUAAAAGAAUGACGGAUAGAGGAAUUUUGUCAGAUGUCGUAGUUGCAACUGCUCUGGUAGACAUGUAUGCAAAAUGUGGAAGGAUAAACAAGGCGCGUGAACUGUUUGACAAAAUGCCUCAGAGAAAUGUGGUCUCAUGGAAUGCCAUGAUUGCAGGAUAUGCGCAGAAUGGAAUUGUUGAAAAGGCUCUGGAAACCUUCAGGCAGAUGAAAUUGGCAGGUGUAAAGCCAAAUUCCGCAACAUUUGCCAGCAUCCUCCCUCUCUGUGCCAAAAUGGGAGCUUUGGAACAGGGUAUGGACAUCCACCAAAGUAUAAAAGACGGAGAACUUUUGUCAGAUGUUGUAGUUGCAACUGCACUGGUAGACAUGUAUGCAAAAUGUGGAAGCGUAGACAAGGCACGAGAAUUGUUUGACAGAAUGCGUCAAAGAAAUGUAUUCUCGUGGACUGCAAUGAUUGCUGGAUAUGCACAAAAUGGACUUGCUGAAAAGGCCUUAAAAACUUUCAAGCAAAUGCAACUGGCAGGUGUAAAGCCAAAUUCCACAACCUUUGCCAGCAUCCUUCCUGCCUGUGCCAAAAUGGGAGCUUUGGAACAGGGUAUGGACAUCCAUCAAACCAUAAAAGAUAGAGGGAAUUUUUCAGAUGUUGUAGUUGCAACUGCCCUAGUUGAUAUGUAUGCAAAAUGUGGAAGCAUAGAUAAGGCAUAUAAACUAUUUGUAAAAAUGCCUCAAAGAAAUGUGAUCUCAUGGAAUGCCAUGAUUGCAGCAUAUGGACAAAAUGGACUUUUUGAAAAGGCCCUAGAGACAUUCAAGCAAAUGCAAUUGGCAGGUGUAAAGCCAGAUUCCACAACCUUUGCCAGCAUCCUCCCCGCCUGUGCCAAAAUAGGAGCUUUGGAACAGGGUAUUAACAUUCAUCAAAGCAUAAUGGAAGGGGGGGUUCUGUCAGAAAUUAUAGUUGGAAAUGCUCUGGUAGACAUGUAUGCAAAAUGUGGAAGUAUAUACAAGGCACGUCAACUUUUUGACAAAAUGCCUCAAAGAAAUGUGGUAUCAUGGAAUGCCAUGAUUGCAGGAUAUGCACAAAAUGGAUAUUGCAAGGAUGCUCUCAAAAUCUUCGAAUCGAUGAAGGACUAUGGAAUAUAUCCUAACAUUGUAACUUUUGCUUGUGUUCUAUGUGCAUGCAGCUAUGCUGGUUUAGUGGAUGAGGGCUGCAAGUACUUCAACCACAUGAGUAACCCUUAUUGCAUUAGUCCUACAGUUGAUCAUUAUGCAUGCAUGGUUGACCUUCUUGCCCGUGCUGGCUAUCUUGAGGACACCUUAAACUUUAUCAUUAAGAUGCCAAUUAAACCUGUGAUGUGGGCAGGUGGUGUGAGGUACAAAUGGUAAGGAGAUUGAUGAAAGACAGAGGGAUCAAAAAGAUACCUGGAUGUAGUUGGAUUGAAGGCCAUAAAUUGGUACAUGCUUUUUCUGUCGGAGAUGGAUCACAUUGACAGACACAACAUAUCUAUGCAAAGUUGGAGAAAUUGGCUUGAGAGAUAAAGGCAAAGGCGGCAGGGUGUUUUCCAGAUUCAAGACAUUUACUUAAUGAUGUGGAAGGAUAGGAAAAAUAAUUAUUUCUCAGACAUCAUAGUGGAAAGUUGGCAAUUGCAUUUGGUUUGUUAAACAUGCCCCUUGGAUUAACUAGUAGGGUUGUUAAGAACCUUCUGAGUCUGUACUGAUUGCCACACUGCAACUAAACUAUCUCCAAGAUUGUUGCAAGAGAAAUUGCUGUGAGAGACGUGAACCAUUUAUGCCAUUUUAAACAGGAACAAUGUUCUUGUGGACGUUAUUGGUGAUGCUAAAUGAAACAAUUUGAAAAAUAGGCGCACGCUAUAAUAACGUGCACUAUGAGAGCUGCAGUAAUAAUGAAGAAACAAGAUUUUAUAUUCAGUUUUUAAAAAAGCCUUUUUUUAA